Messenger RNA from Prorocentrum cordatum, 163 nucleotides. NCBI's taxonomy places the organism in Eukaryota, Dinophyceae, Prorocentrales, Prorocentraceae. The record is from the annotation of a GenBank genome assembly.
GUGCCCGACGACAGGGCGACUUUCAAGCUCGAAUAUAGCAUGCGGCGCUUCGCGCUCCGGCGAGCACCUUUGCUUUUUAGCGUCGCCUCAAUGAAUGGCGCAGUCCGGGGCGAUCUCACCAGCGGCAGCUCAGUCUUGCCGUGGAGGCGCUUGGCCAAGUCAG